AUGCAGGUCCUGCGCAACGCGUUGUUCCUCGCGUACGGCAACGCCAACUUCACUCGAAGUGCUUUCCUGAAACACGCCAAGUCGUUCGAAGAUGCAGAUGAUCACGCGGCCACAGUGGGUGUUACUUCGGACGCUCGGCACGCCGAAGCUGAGGCUCGGCAUGGUGGUGCAGCGGCUGCCGAGCCUGCAGCAGCGGACGGGGGGGGACGGCGGGACAUGCAGGGGCGCGUGUGUGUGGUGACGGGGGGCAAUCAGGGCAUUGGUCGCGCUGCCGCUACCGCCAUGGCGCAGAGGGGAGCCACGGUGCACAUAGUGUGUCGCAACGAGGCCAGAGGGGCGGCAGCAGCCUCUGAGAUCGCCGCCCAAACAGGAAACGACCAGGUGUUUCUUCAGCUGUGCGACCUCUCAUCCCUCUCUCAAGUGCACUCGCUGGCUGAUCGGCUAGCGGGGCUAGGCACGCCCAUUCACGUGCUGGUGAACAACGCUGGCGUGAUGGAGAACGAAAAGAAGAUGUCGCCCGAUGGGUUUGAGCUCAACUUUGCAGUGAAUGUGCUCGGAACUUUUGUUCUGACCGAAGCUCUGCUGCCCCUGCUGCAGCGGGCAGCUCCAGAAGCAAAAGUCAUCACCGUGGCAACUGGGGGCAUUCUCACUCAACCGCUCUCCACCGAUCUGCAAAUGGAAGACACCAAGUUUGAUGGGACUGACGCAUAUGCGCGCAACAAGAGAGUACAGGUGGCUCUAACAGAGAAGUGGGCGGAGCUAUAUGGGGUACAGCCGGGGGGGGUGGGGUUCUACUCCAUGCACCCGGGGUGGGUCGACACGGCCGUCCUUCAAACCAGCAUGCCUGGAUUCUACAACACGUUCAAGGCCUCGCUAAGAAGGCCAGAGGAGGGAGCGGACACGAUAGCAUGGCUGGCGAGUCAACCUGAGUCAACGCUGGUCAAUGGGGGCUUCUACUUUGACCGCCGGGUCGCUUCCAAGCACCUUCCUUUUGCGGGCACGGAGUACAAGAAGGAACUUGUGGAUGAGAUCUACACCAAGCUGAAGGAACUCGCUAAAAUUACAAAAGAGUAG
Closterium sp. Naga37s-1 is the source of this 1074-nucleotide messenger RNA. NCBI's taxonomy places the organism in Eukaryota, Viridiplantae, Streptophyta, Zygnematophyceae, Desmidiales, Closteriaceae. The record is from the annotation of a GenBank genome assembly.